Messenger RNA from Didymella exigua CBS 183.55, 1205 nucleotides. RefSeq lists its product as uncharacterized. Lineage: Eukaryota; Fungi; Ascomycota; Dothideomycetes; Pleosporales; Didymellaceae. The transcript has a single exon. The record is from RefSeq and is a predicted model, not a curated record. The coding region runs from base 277 to 1071 and encodes 264 amino acids.
GGGGCAAUCAACUCUAUGUUCGCUUGGUACAAGAGCUCCAACAAGUGCUAUGCUUACCUUGCCGAUGUGGAUGGGCCAAACGAUUUCGGACGUAGUAAACGGGUUUCCCGGGCAUGGACUCUGCAGGAACUCCUUGCACCAAGUGGCAUGGAAUUUUUUUCUAAGGAUUGAAAGAAGCUCAGUGACAAAUCUGGGUUGAGCGACAGCAUCGCAGAGGUCGCUGGCAUCGCGAAAGAGUACCUUCAGGGCAAAAACAUACUUUUCGCUAGUAUCAAUAUGCGCAUAUCCUGGGCAGCCAAACGACAGGCGACAAGAGCGGAAGAUAUUGCGUACAGUCUGCUUGGUCUGUUCGAUGUCAACAUGCUUUUGCUUUACAGCGAGGGCAAGCUGAAGGCUUUCCGGAGUUUGCAAGAAGAAAUCAUGAAGAUCUUUAAGGAUGAAACAUUGUUUGCGUGGGAAGGUUCCGGCCUCGAAGCAGACUCGGCCGAUGUUCUGGCAAGUGAUCCGAAGGAUUUUAUCGAGGCGAAGCAUUUGCUUCCAUACACUUCCGAAAAUCCUACGGCACCUUACUAUAUGACCCACAGAGGUCUUCGCAUUUGGCUCAGAUCGUUCAAGCUCAACGAAGUCCCCACAGACUCCAAGAACAAUUCGCGAGAGGGGCUCCGCCCAAUUCGAUCUCCUGUCAUAAUCUGGUCAGACAAUGAGGAUCCAAUAUGGGCAAUUCUGAAAUGCUAUGUCGAACACGACUACCAUCACAACGUAGCCAUACCUCUCCGACAUGAGACAGCUGAUAUGUACGUUCGCGACACAAGUACCAGUGUUGCGUUCGUACCAACCAUAUCCUCGCCCUUCUACACGCCCGAGAACGAGAUCUACAUACACAACACCCGAGUCGCGCCUAUCUCAAAUAACACUCGAAGCCGGUUCGGCUUCCUCUUUCGAAAGAUCCCAAAGAACGUCGGAAUUGCUGGCACUUCGUAUCCACCUGAAGCGUGGAAUCCUGAAGAUCGGAUACUAAAGGGAACCCAAAUCUCUUUAUGGCAACGAUUCUGUAAUGAAAGUAUUACAUAACUUCUGCCAGCUCCUGCUGGGUUCCCCACCAAGCAGUGUGCAGUCCGUCUCAGUCUCGGUUACAAGCAUGGUCCGGCUUCGAAAAUGCUGCAGCCCUGGUGCUACCCUGAUGACGAGUUGCUGCCGCCAAAAGC